Molecule: messenger RNA, 2071 nt
Organism: Cuscuta campestris
Lineage: Eukaryota; Viridiplantae; Streptophyta; Magnoliopsida; Solanales; Convolvulaceae
Source: the annotation of a GenBank genome assembly
CCAGAGAGAGAGAGAGGGCCCUUGGGAAAGAGUCCAAUCUAAAGAUCUUUCACGGGUCCCACACACCUUUUAUUGGCGUCGGUAACUGCAACUUCGCCGUCGCAGCGCCGGCAAAUUCCUUUCUUCUCAAUUGCGAAGUCCCUGCUUCCGGUUUACCUCAUCGCCGUCACGUUUUCCUCCGUUAUAGUUCCUUGCCUGAACCUCACUCUUUCUUUCUCCUUCCUCCUUUUCUCCUUCAUAACAGGAGGAAUUUUCAUGUUUUCUCUGGCGGAAUUGUAGCCGAUUCUCGCCGCUCUGAUCAUCUCGUCGAUGAUUUGAUGUUUCAUGUUUGUGAUUUAACUGGAGGAUAAUGAUCGGAGAAAGCUUAUUGAAUUUUGUUUAGUUCUCCUGAUUCUCUCUGUUUGUUUUUUGGGAUAGAACAUUUGUGGUGUCAAAUCUGAUAGCUAGAGCUGGCGUUCUGGUUUUGAUUUGAAGGACUGCUUCGUGUUUCUGUCAAUAUUUACACUGUUCAGGUGUGACGACAGAGGAUCGGAACUGCGAUUUCUGCAACUCUGCAGAGAGCAAUGACGGUGACGAAGAUUAUGCCGAUCGGUUCACAGGCUUACGGAGCAGCAUGUGCUAGGAACGACUCCGGUAGGCCGAUUUCGAAAUCUCGAUUCAAGAGACUCUUCGAUUUCCCUAGCGUGCUGCGGAAUUCAUCUGGGGCGGAGAAGCUCGCGCCUGCCGCCGUAGCUGGCGGCGAGGUUCCGUACGGUAAGGGAGGAUUUUCAACUAUAGCUGCCGAAUUCGAGCCGAGCUCGAUUUGCCUGACGAAAAUGGUUCAGAAUUUCAUAGAGGAGAGCAAUGAGAAGCAGACGCCUAAAGGCCUGAAAUGCGGGCGCAGCCGCUGCAAUUGCUUCAACGGAAAAAGCGACGACAGCUCCGACGAAGAAUUUGACUUCACUGACUUCCGGUCUGCCGAUUAUGUCCGAAAUCCUUCCUUUUGUGCCGACUCGUCCGAUUCUAUCAAGAGUCUGGUUGUUUGUGCGAGCCCGGCGGAGAGAAACUUGUUAGCAGAAACCUCCAAAAUCGCAGAGAAGAACAAAGCCUUCUUCAAGAGUAAAGAAGAUUCCCGGAAAAUCGUUGCCGACGGCCUCCGAUCUCUAGGCUACACCGCCUCCAUCUGCAGAUCCAAAUGGGAAAAGACCUCCAAAAUCCCAGCAGGUGUCUACGAGUAUAUCGAUGUAAAAGUCGAAGGAGAUAGAGUGUUGAUCGAUGUAGAUUUCCGGUCGGAGUUCGAGAUCGCGAGGUCGACGGGAGGUUACAAGGCGGUUUUGCAGUCUCUGCCGUUCAUUUUCGUCGGAAAACCCGACCGGCUUCUGCAGAUCGUGUCGAUCGUGUCGGAGGCGGCCAAGCUGAGUUUGAAGAAGAAGGGGAUGCACAUCCCGCCCUGGCGCAAGGCGGAGUACAUGAAAGCCAAGUGGCUCAGCCCUUACACCCGCACUCCGCCGCCGCGAGCCGAGCCGGUAGCGGCUAGGGACGGGAUCCAAGCGGAAGCCGGGAGCGAGUGCGGGGAAUUAGAUCUGAUUUUUGGAGAAAAAGAGAUGUUCCUGGCUAAUGACGAGAAGGCGACAUCGGCUCUCUCGCCGCCGUCAAAGAAGCCGGAGGUGAUAAGAUGGCAACCGCCGGAGAUAAAGCCAAAAGGGUGUGAGAAAAGAAACCAGUUCGUAGCCACCGGGUUGGCGGCCCUCUUCAAGGAAAAGUCCUAAAAAAAUAUACGGAGUAAAUAAAUUAUACGGAAAUUGAAAAUUCCAACAUGACUACCCGGUAAUUUUUUCAAAAAAAAAAACAUAUAGGGAGAGAUGUAUGCAAUAUAAUCGGAAACAUUUUUACCACUUAAUUAAGUUAAUUUUUUUGUGCCUUGUUUUUUUUGUUGAAAGUUGUAACUUGGAGGGUGUUACGUUCCACCAUGUAAAGAACACAUAACCCCCAUGUAUUAUACUACUUUCAACAUACAAUAAGAUAUACCGAUUAUUGAAUACAUUUUAAAAAUACAGUCUUAAAAUUCACGUAAGAAAUAGAUUUUGUCAUA